Messenger RNA from Drosophila suzukii, 1876 nucleotides. Its product is annotated as venom carboxylesterase-6. Lineage: Eukaryota; Metazoa; Arthropoda; Insecta; Diptera; Drosophilidae. The record is from RefSeq and is a predicted model, not a curated record.
AUCAGUCUGAAGUCGAACUUCAAGCGCGGGGAUACGAUGACAAGAAACGCUGGCCUCUGGUGGAUUGGUCGGGUGAUUCUGCUGUUUAUCUGGGUCCAGUGGACCGAUGGACGCAACUCGCAGAGUCUGCAUGUGCGUUUGUCCCACGGCGGCUGGUUGAUUGGACGCCAUUUGACCACCCACAAUGGUCGGCACAUGCGGGCAUUCAUGGGUGUCCCAUAUGCAGAGCCACCACUCGGGGAUCUACGUUUCCGUGCGCCCGUCGCAAAGGGUUUCUGGGAGGGCGAACGUUUGGCCAUCAAGGAUGCACCCAUCUGCCUGCAGCGGGAUCCCUUCCGACGCGACAUGAUCAUCGAGGGUUCCGAGGAUUGUCUAUAUAUAAAUGUUUACACGCCGGAAAGGCCCAGGAUUAAUGGCUCCUUACCCGUGAUGGUAUGGUUCCAUGGCGGCGGGUGGCAGUGUGGCUCCGGUAUUAGCAGCUUUUAUGGUCCGGACUUUCUUCUGGAUCACGACAUCGUCCUGAUUUCGGCCAACUUCCGAUUGGGACCCUUGGGUUUCCUUAGCACGGAGACGCUCGAUUGUCCCGGUAACAAUGGCUUGAAGGAUCAACUGGAGGUCCUGCGGUGGGUUCGUGAGAAUAUCGCAUCCUUUGGCGGUGAUCCAAAUAGUGUUACAGUCUUUGGCGAGAGCGCUGGAGGCGCCAGUGUUACCUAUCACAUGCUGUCGGAGAAGUCACGCGGCUUACUGCAUCGUGGCAUCGCCCAAUCCGGCACUUAUUUCAAUCCCUGGGCGCAGCCUGCUCAUAAAGGUGUGGCCGCUGGAAGGGCCACCAAGUUGGCAGAGUUGGUGGGCUGCGGAUCCGCCGGCGAAUGGCCGGAAAAAUUGGAGUGUCUGCGCCAGAAGCCAGCCGAGGACAUCGUGGCCUCCCUAUACGACAUGUUUGUCUGGGACUUUGACCCGAUGAUACCUUUUCCACCAGUGAUCGAACCGGAACACGAAGAUGCCUUUCUAACUGUGCCACCUCGCCAGGCGCUAAAGCCUCAUGGACUGGCACUGCCACUCCUUGUGGGCGCCACCGCCGAAGAGGGUCUGUUGAAGACGGCCGCCCUGAUCAAUCUUCCCCAUCUAUUGGACGAGUUCAAGUCCCAGUUUGACCAGGUCCUGCCCGUUGUUCUAAACUACGAUCACCACGAGGAUUCCGUUCGGCAGAUGAUAACGCAGCGCAUCGAAAGCUUCUACUUCAAGGCGGGCCAUGAUUACGAUAAAGUCAAUCACCAGAAUCUGACCGAUCUAAUUUCGGAUGGAUGGUUUGUGGCCGGAAUUGAUGAGUACUUACGCCUUCGGGUGUCCCAAGAGGGCGUGGCCCCCACAUAUGUCUAUCUGUUCGAUCACAAGGGGGCCGCCAGCUUUACGGAGAUUUUCAAGGGCGGCCGGAAUGAGUUCUACGGCACGUGUCAUGCGGAGGAGCUCCAGUAUUUGUUCCCCAUUGGACGGGAGCUUUUUGUCAGUGCUGUUCCGACCCAGAAAGAUCUGGAACUCCGCGAACUGAUGCUCCAUUUGUGGGUUAGCUUUGCGGAAACUGGCAAUCCAAAUCCCAAGAAUUCCAGCUUCCAUUUGCCCAACUGGAGCCCCGCGUCCAGUUAUCCAGUGGAAUAUGCACGCUUGGGCACCAAAAUCGAGGAUUCCACAUCCAUUUUCCAACUGGAAAAUGAGCUAAUGCAACAGCGGGCCGAUUUUUGGCGGGAUUUGCAGCCCCAUUUGCCCGCCACCCACGCCCACAACGAGCUUUAGUCCUUACCAAGUCUUUAUCCAAAUGUAUUCCAUAUUCCAUUUCAUUAAACCGACGCUUAGAUCGUUCACCACAAUAUUUUCACAA